This is a messenger RNA of Carica papaya (papaya), 1146 nucleotides long. The record is from RefSeq and is a predicted model, not a curated record. Lineage: Eukaryota; Viridiplantae; Streptophyta; Magnoliopsida; Brassicales; Caricaceae.
AUGGACCCGAGGGAAACAUCAGGGAAGCCGAUACGAUGCAAAGCUGCGGUUUGUCGGGAAGCAAGGGAGCCUCUGGUCAUAGAGGACAUCGUGGUGGCUCCACCAAGUCCUCGUGAGGUCCGGAUUCGGAUCAUCUGCACCGCUCUCUGCCACACCGAUCUUACCUUUUGGAAGUUGACGAUUCCUCCUGCUUGCUUUCCAAGAAUUCUGGGCCACGAAGCUAUCGGGGUUGUGGACAGUGUUGGAGACCAUGUAAAUGAGGUGGCUGAAGGAGAUACUGUUAUCCCAGUAUUCAUAUCUGCUUGUGGAGGAUGUGAAAACUGCAUAUUAAAGAAAAACAAUGUUUGUUUUAAAUUCCCAUUUAGAAUUUCUCCUUGGAUGCCUGGAUAUGAAUCUUGUAGGUUUACAGACCUCAAAGGAGAGACUUUGUUUCACUUCCUUAAUGUAUCAAGUUUUAGUGAAUAUACUGUAACAGAUAAAACCCAGAUAGUGAAGAUAAUUCCUCCAAGCUUAGCAUAUCUUUUCAGUUGUGGGGUUUCAAGAGGGGUAGGUGCAGCUUGGAAAGCAGCAAAGGCGAAGGCGGGAUCAACUGUGGUUAUAUUCGGGCUCGGGUCAAUUGGACUAGCGGUUGCAAAGGGAGCACGACUACGUGGUGCUACGAGGUUUACAGGCGUUGAUAUGAAUCCAGAAAAACACGAAAUUGGAAAAAAGUUUGGGAUUACAGAAUUUGUGAAUGCUAAAGAUUGUGGGGAUAAGCCACUGAAAGAGGUAAUCUUGGAUAUGACUGGUGAUCGUGGUGCAGACUGCUGCUUUACCUUGGUGCACGAAGCAUAUGCUUGCUGCAAAAAGACAAUUGUAGUAGGUGUAGAUAAAUCGGGGUCACAAUUGAUCUUAAACUUUUACGAACUUAUACGGGAUGGAAAAAAACUAAUUAGGUCUUUGUUUGGAGGUAUCAAAGUUAAAUACGAUAUUCACAUUCUUCUAAAUCGUUAUUUGAAUAAGGAAUUUGAACUUGAAAAUUUCAUUACACGUGAGAUGAAAUUCGAAGAUAUCAACAAAGCCUUUGAUUUGCUUAGUGAAGGAAAGUGCACUCGUUGUGUUCUAUGGAAGGAAAAAUUUGAUGGGAAGUGGCCGACUCAAACAUAA